Molecule: messenger RNA, 297 nt
Organism: Microthlaspi erraticum
Lineage: Eukaryota; Viridiplantae; Streptophyta; Magnoliopsida; Brassicales; Brassicaceae
Source: the annotation of a GenBank genome assembly
AUGCAACUCCGGCACCGUGAACGAGGGGCUGAGAACUCCGUUCUCAAAAGCUUUAUAGAUCCGAUCGAAACCUUCACCGGAGAGAGAGAGUCGCCGAGAAGCAAGAGAACAAGGACCAAGAGAGAUUGUAAAGAUCUCGCCGGAGACCUAUCACCGGCGGAAAAUGUGACGCAAAAGACAUCGGAAGCUCCAAGGGGAGUCCGGGAAAAAGAUGGGUUGCUCCGAUUUCAGGUGAAGAGUCUCAGGCGGAAGAGAGACAUCCUGAAACCGGGCAGAAGCGGUGGUGGGAGGAGCUGA